This is a messenger RNA of Sycon ciliatum, 4262 nucleotides long. Its product is annotated as electrogenic sodium bicarbonate cotransporter 1-like. The record is from RefSeq and is a predicted model, not a curated record. The transcript has 2 exons. Gene Ontology annotation, cellular component: plasma membrane. Lineage: Eukaryota; Metazoa; Porifera; Calcarea; Leucosolenida; Sycettidae. The coding region runs from base 563 to 4060 and encodes 1165 amino acids. Gene Ontology annotation, molecular function: monoatomic anion transmembrane transporter activity; solute:inorganic anion antiporter activity. Gene Ontology annotation, biological process: monoatomic ion homeostasis; transmembrane transport; bicarbonate transport.
CAGCUGGAAUGUAGCAUUUCGAUCCUAUCUUGCUUCUAUCAUGCAGCGUGUAUGCGGAAAGUCCCCGGCCGAUUAUGUGUGCUGAAAUUGCCGUGAACGGCGCUGCUUCCGCCAGCAACUGGCCGCAUCAGUAGAACCCAUCUCCAUCUGCUUACUUGGAAAGGUCUGGCUCACAACCGUUGUAGCAGUGAGGUCGUGAAGAAAUACGAUACGUCCUCUGUCUUCCUUGUUCAUUCCACCAAUGGACGCAGUGAGAAUUGGAAAGGGAAAGGAGUCUUGAAGAGCGGUAGACCUCUUUCAACGUGGCGAAGAAGCAGAAGAGAACUAGAGAGCGCGAGCGUCUUCUCUUCCGGCCGAAUUAAAUAUUACGUGGAGCUUUGCGGCACCAUCUCUAUCACCGACAGUCAGCCGCCACGGCGAGGAUCUACUACAGUGCGUGAGGUGUUUAGCAUCAAGGCGUCACUUGAGAGGAAGGAAUUCAUAUCGCAUGCAAGAUCCUAACCCGGUGGUGCACUAGAUUACAGGCUGGUGGUACGCUGGCACUCACACACCCAGCAAGGCAAUGCCUCAACCUAAACGCAGACCACCACCUCCGCCACCCCCUGUCAAGCCAAAGCCGCUGCCACGCACGCAGGCAUCCAGUCAGUGUGUUGAUACUGAUGACGACGAUAGUGCCAUCUACUACGAAGUACCAAGCCAAGCACAGCAGCAGCAGGCACCAACUCGACACUGCCAGAGCAUAGAUGAAGAAAGCACCGAGGCCAGUGUACGACAUAGCAUGAAGAAUUUCACCGCCAGUCCGUACGAUGUUGCUCAGAUCACACCAGGCCGGUCACAUGUCAGGCCGGUCGCAUGCGUUCGGAAGAACAGCCCAGAUAGAAGACAGCUCGUGGAUGGGAACGCAUCGUGCACUGUAACCGCCAAUCCGUACGUGGUCAUGCCCUGUUCCAGGCAAGCCUCGCUGACCGGGUCAGCCACGAGCAGCACAGAACGCGGCGAGGAGAAUUUCGUAGAGUUUCUCACACUUCAAGGCGACGGCGUGAAAAGUCACAUUGAAUGGCACGAGACGGCUCGCUGGAUAAAGUUUGAAGAGAGCUAUGAGAAGGACACGGGGCGCUGGAGUCAGCCACAUGUGUCCUCGCUCAACUACAGUGUGUUAAGUAGCCUGAGAUCUAUGUUCUCUGAUGGUGAAGCAAUGCUACUUGACAUACCUACUGGAGCUUGCUUUACGUUCCACUCCGUUGUGCUGUCUCUAUCCGACCAGCUGCAUUCCAACGGUGUAUUGACAAACAAGACGGCCAGUGAGUUCCGUGACCUGAUGAUGUCGCCGUUCAUACAUCACGAACAGCUGGCACGCCAUCACAAGCCGCUGACCGGGGUCAGUAGCUUUCUGAAGAGGAAGAUGUCGACAGGACGUUCUGCUGCAUCACCGAGUCGUCGUCGUCCUCACACCAUUGUGAGCAGGGCUGCUAGUGCGGAAACGACAAAGCCAACUCAGCGAGUUGGCAAUAGCCAUGCUCCUCUGCGCAGGAGCAGCACUGACUUUAUAGAGCACGGGAACUCAAGAUAUCCGCAGCAAGCACAGCGUGCGGCUCAGACUGCUAAGUCAGGAAUGCCAUCUGUCACCAGCAAUGGUGAUGAGAUAUUUCCACAGCCUUUCAGCACCCAGAUAUAUCCAUCCAAGGUUUGCAGUGUUGCCGAUGCUGGUGGUGAUUCAUAUGACAAUGAAGGCAAUGUGACGCCCAGUCGACGUGGCAGUGAGGCCGUUCUGCUGUACCCAGGUAUGGGGACAUGUAUCCCAUGGUCAUAUCAAGAUGUUUCGCCUGCGCAGGAUGAGGUACUGCGAACUCUACCGCCAGAUGCUGAGGGCAGCUGUGUGCUUGCUGCCGAGGUUGACUUUGUCACGCGGCCCGUUGUCUUCAUCGCCCGACUAGCCUUGCCCUACUUCAUGGGUGACUUAUUGGAAGUUCCGUUGCCCAUGCGAUCAAUUGUUGUAGUUCUGAAUCCGCGCAAGCAAACCUACACGACAUUCCCAAGUGCAAGCAGUGCUGGAAGGACCAUGGGAGCUCUCCUUGCCGAUUACCAGUUUCGACAGCGGCUUGACAUUGCCUACUCAGCAUCUGAAAUUGCAGCUUACAUUGAAGAGUAUCUUGAGACAACCGUUGUCUUGCAGCGAGGACCCUAUGGAGAUCAUCUUCUCCUCCCAGCCCUGAAGAGUUGCUCGACGAGAAGAGCUUCAAACCCAGACUGUAAUCAAGUAUCUCACAAGGCCACCAUGAAGUCAGCUCAGCAACCAAAGAAUGAGCUCGGAGCAGGUCAAGUGGAUGAUUCUCGCGUGGAUGCCGACUCGCUGGCGAGAACUGGGCGGCUGUUUGGUGGUCUGAGACAGGAUCUACAGAGGUUACGACGGCGCUUCCCCAGUGACUUCAGCGAUGCAUUGAGCGUGCAAUGCCUUAUCACAACUGUGGUGAUGUACUUUGGGCUAGUUGCGCCAUUGAUCGCAUUCGGCAGUCUGCUUGGAGAGAAGACCCAGGAAACCAUGGGCUUGGCGGAGACCCUGAUCUCGGCCAGCUUUGGUGGUGCACUGUUCAGUUUGUUUGCAGGACAGCCACUGAUGUUCAUCAGCGUGACUGGUCCCAUGGCUGUGUUUGAGGCAGCAAUAUACCGAUUCUGUCACGACAACGGCUUCGACUUCUUUGGAUUUCGCUUCUGGACUGGGCUGUGGAUAUUCGUCUUCCUAAUGGUCAUCGUGGCAACAGAUAGCAGCCACCUGAUCAAACGCUUCACCCCAUUCACAGAGGAAGUGUUCACGGCGUUGAUAGCGUUCAUCUUCAUAUAUGAGUCAACGUCGACAAUCUUCCAAGUGUUUGAAGACCAUCCACUGCGCAAAGUCUAUGAGUGCACGGCCGCCCAGUGUCUGAGUGCAUCGGAACGCUUGUCUGCCAUACAAGACAACAGCAACAUGUCCAACAUGUCCAACUGUACUACUCAACUAGUCGAAUGGGUUGGCAACAGUCUCGGCAAUGAAUCCAACAGCUCUCAGAUCCUCAACGACUCCGACCUGCUUGCACGCUCUGCUACCCAACCAAACACAGCCCUGUUCUACCUGAUGCUGGUGUUCGGAACAUUCUCACUGGCCCAUGCCCUGCGAUCGCUAAAGGCCAGCAGAUACAUGACCAAGUAUACGCGACGAUUCUUUGGCGAUAUGAGCAUCUUCCUCAGCAUCCUGGUCAUGUACUUGGUCUCACGCUAUGUGUUCCAUGAAGUUCACAAUGACAAGAUCAUUGUACCUAUAGGACUACAGCCAACACAGGCCCGAUCCUGGCUGAUAGACCCGAGUCCAGCUACCACUCCAGGCCUCGUGUUUGGGGCUGCUUUGCCUGGCCUACUGGCCGCAUUCCUCAUCUUCAUCGAGACGCAGGUAACAUGCCUGCUCUGUUCCAACUCUGAGCACCGUCUCAAGAAGACAGGUGGCUACCACUGGAACCUGACACUAACUGCUGUACUUGCUCUAGCCUGCUCAGCGUUGGGUCUGCCAUGGCUCUGUGGGCAGCCAGUUACCAGUCUUAUUCACACUAAGAGCCUGCUGCGCGUCAAUUCCAAAGUAGCGCCCGGUGAGAAACCACGCGUUGUGGGAGCUCACGAGCAGAGAGUUACCGGCAUUCUCAUCAACGUGCUUGUCGGAAUCAGCGUGACGUCGCCAGUAGCCAGUGUCCUCAGCCACAUCCCAAUGGCGGUCAUCAUGGGCAUCUUCUUCUACAUGGGAUUCUGCAAUCUACUAUCGUUGCAAUUUCUACAGCGUGUUGUGUUACUCUUCGUACCGGCCAAGCACCACCAGUCGUACUCGAACAAGUACAGUUUCAUCAAGUUUGUCUCGACCGUGCGAAUGAACGUGUUCACCAUUGUGCAGCUCUGCUGCUUUGCUGUUCUGGUUGCGUGCAAAAUGACAAAGGCCGGCAUGGUCUUUCCGUUCUUUAUCGCUCUUAUGAUUCCCGUGCGCGACUACAUUCUGACAAAAUGGCUCUCGCCUAGAGAGCUAGCUGCUCUUGAUCCCCACUAGGAAUAUCAACUGACACAGAGUCAGAGCACAAGUUGAUUAUUAUCUUGGCAGGAUAAUGCUGAACACCACUUUGCUAUUCGUUAAUUACUUGGUUUGCGCCGGAAAAUACUUGCUUGAUACCUUCUAAAUUUUGAUUAUCUUGUACAGUAAUGUUAUUAUGUCCAAAAUUCCUAAAUUACAAAUUUCAUUCCGAACCAAGAUA